Messenger RNA from Cynoglossus semilaevis (tongue sole), 2492 nucleotides. It is a transcript of the gene pfkfb1, whose product is annotated as 6-phosphofructo-2-kinase/fructose-2,6-biphosphatase 1. The transcript is spliced from 14 exons. Gene Ontology annotation, biological process: fructose metabolic process; fructose 2,6-bisphosphate metabolic process. Gene Ontology annotation, cellular component: 6-phosphofructo-2-kinase/fructose-2,6-biphosphatase complex; cytosol. The record is from RefSeq and is a predicted model, not a curated record. Bases 650 to 2080 code for a protein of 476 amino acids. Lineage: Eukaryota; Metazoa; Chordata; Actinopteri; Pleuronectiformes; Cynoglossidae. Gene Ontology annotation, molecular function: fructose-2,6-bisphosphate 2-phosphatase activity; 6-phosphofructo-2-kinase activity; ATP binding.
CUUCUAGUGGCCCAUUAUAACUUAUACCUUUUAAUGAAGUGCUUCAAAGUAUGUGAAUGCAGUCUGUUGUCAGUGCAUUUGUGUUGAAUCAUAAUAAUCUUUUUUUUUACUUACAUCAAAAUUAUAUUCUCAUUUAUCUACUUUCAUUUUGUAUCACAAUGAUUCACACCCGAUAAUAUCUCUCAUCUCUCAAUGAAGUGGUUUCUACUGUAGAUAUACAUUUAGGAAGGAUGUCUUUGACUGAAGCAUCUACUAAACAUUUUUAAACAAAAGACUUAAGCUGCUCUCUAGAGGCCAAAUAAUCUACAUAUUCAGCGACAGUCUCCAUGUGUUUCUGCUGCCUUUUAACGUCUGGCCCACGUGUGAAUAUCGUCAAAUGUCGUCAUAUGAGAAGCCACGUGCGUCGCCACAACAGGAUCAUUUGUCUGUUCCCCUAGCUGUUUGUCAACGCUUUGGGGAAUUCAACAGUUGUCUUUAAACAACAACAAGUGACAUGGGUGCAGAAAAGCAACCAGGGCUCAGGUCUGCCCCCUGCUGCCGACACAACACAGUCAUCUUCCUUAGCAGCAGCAGCAGCAGCAGCAGCUAGUCAGUUGAGCAGUGUCGCGGAGCACACUUUGCACUCACAUCCGUCUGAUUAACACUCAGCAUGGCUCUUCACACUGGUCCAACCUCUGAGCGGAAGAAACUCACACAAACUCCGUUGCUCAAGAUCUGGGUGCCGGGCAUGGGCGGCAACUUAAACCGCAGGAGGGGAUCCUCAGUGCCACAGUUCUGCAACUCACCUACAAUGAUCGUGAUGGUAGGAUUGCCUGCCAGAGGAAAGACCUACAUCUCCAAGAAGCUCACACGCUACUUGAACUGGAUCGGAGUUCCUACUAAAAUGUUUAAUGUGGGCCAGUAUCGAAGGGAAGCCGUCAAGACCUACAAGAACUUUGAGUUCUUUAAACCAGACAACGAGGAGGCCAUGAAGAUCCGCAAGGCCUGCGCGUCUGCUGCCCUCAAAGACGUUACCGCAUACUUCUGCAAGGAACAGGGACAAGUAGCAGUAUUUGAUGCUACCAACACCACACGGGAGAGAAGGGCAAUUAUCCAGAAUUUUGCUAAGGAGAGGGGCUAUAAGGUUUUCUUUGUUGAAUCCAUUUGUGAGGAUCCACAGAUUAUUACAGAGAACAUCAAGCAAGUGAAAUUUGGGAGCCCAGAUUAUGUGGACCGAGACAUCGAAGAAGCCAUGGAGGACUUCAACCAGCGGAUAGAGUGUUACAGGGCCAGUUACAUGUCUUUGGAUGAUGAGAAAGACAGAAACCUUUCGUACAUCAAGAUCUUUGACGUGGGCAGCAGAUACCUGGUGAACCGUGUCCAGGAUCACAUCCAGAGUAGAAUAGUCUACUACCUCAUGAACAUCCACGUCACACCAAGAUCAAUCUAUCUGAGCCGCCACGGAGAGAGUGAGCUCAACCUGUUAGGGCGCAUUGGAGGUGAUUCAGGCCUCUCCCCUGGGGGACAGAAGUACGCCCGUGCAUUGGCCGUCUUUAUCAAGAGUCAGAACAUCAAGGACCUGAAGGUGUGGACGAGCCACAUGAAGAGGACGAUCCAGACUGCCGAGGCUCUGGGAGUCCAGUAUGAACAGUGGAAGGCUCUCAACGAAAUAGAUGCUGGUGUUUGUGAGGAGCUCACCUACGAAGAGAUUCAAGAGAAUUUCCCAGAGGAGUUUGCACUGAGAGACCAGGACAAAUAUCGUUACCGUUACCCUAAGGGUGAAUCCUAUGAUGACAUGGUCCAUCGACUAGAGCCAGUCAUCAUGGAGCUGGAACGACAGGAGAAUGUUCUAGUCAUUUGUCACCAAGCCAUAAUGCGCUGUCUGCUGGCCUACUUCCUAGACAAAGCUGCAGAUGAGCUGCCGUAUUUACGAUGCCCACUCCACACAGUUCUUAAACUCACUCCGAUUGCUUAUGGAUGUAAAGUUGAGUCGUUUUUCCUGAAUGUUGAAGCAGUAAACACACACAGAGAAAGGCCAACGAACGUCAACAUCAACAGACAACCAGAGGAAGCUCUGCUGACUGUUCCUGAUCACAUUUAAAUGCUGCUCCAUUAGACCAGAGACUAAAAUGACACGAAAUUCAUGACCCGCUUCACUUAAACCGAAACUUACAUUAAAACGUGGUCUUAUUACUAGUUUACUUUGCUCAAAGUUUUUAAUGAUAAAAUGUCAUAUUGUUUACAGUGAUUUUAAGAAGAUAUAGCACUGUAUUGAGGCUCACUGCAGUAGCUGUAAAUGCAGGUAGAGCUGCUGCACAGGUACUGGUUGAUUAAUUUAUUUAUAGGGCACUGCAGUGGGUUUACACAUAACAUACAGGAUCUCUUUGUUUACCAGGAAGUCCAUAACUGGCCUUACACAAAUUCAAGUUGAUAAAGUAUUUGUUUCAGUUUGGGUAUUCAUUAUGUUUAAUCCAUUAUGUUCAUCUUUUAAUGAAACCACAGAUGUUUCAAAU